CGUGCAAUAUCUUCAGGCCGAAUGGGUAAUCCAGGUAAGCCAGGAGUUAAAUGGUUCAAUAAAUUCUUAAAAGAAUAUGGUUUAAUUCCCAAAUACUUACGUAAAUUGGGAGCAGUUUAUGGUGCAGUAGUACAUGCUAAAAAUCCAGCACAUUUUAUGACAAUAGCUGGAGAAUGUCUACGUCACAGCCCAGAUAACCAUACUUCUCCUGUGCAAAAUUACGUUGUAGUCAAUUACAGAAAAAAAG
This is a messenger RNA of Paraglomus occultum, 247 nucleotides long. NCBI's taxonomy places the organism in Eukaryota, Fungi, Glomeromycota, Glomeromycetes, Paraglomerales, Paraglomeraceae. The record is from the annotation of a GenBank genome assembly.